CCAAAUAUAUCCACUCACUUUCAAUAGCCACUCAUUUUCAUCUACUCUCGAAUAAUCAACCUUAAUAACAUGUUAUCUUAAUAUAUCUAACCAAUUCCUUAAGUUUGCAUCAAAUCUUCCUUUGUUUUCUUCUCCAAUUGUACCCAGAACGAGUCUUCAUCUCCUUUUAAAUUUGAUUUGCUCCAACAUCUCAUUGCAAAACAUAUCUCAUAACUGACAAGCAUGCAAAUAUAUGAGAACUAUAUGCCAUAACAAAAUAUCACAACUCUUCCACCAUAUAUGAACACUUGCUAUCCAUAAAAAUCAGCUUAUUAAUUCAAUACUUAAAAUAUACAAAAAAGAAAAAAGAAAGAGGAUUAUAAAGCAACCUUAAACUUCGGCGAGAACAAAAGAUAGUAAGACAGACAUCCUCUCCAUUAAAAAAAAAAAAAAAAAAAAGACAGACAUCCUGUGUUCUCAAAUACAUCUACCCACUUUCAAUAGCCACUCAUUUUCAUCUACUAUUAAAUAGUCAACCUUAAUAACAUUGCAUUUUAAUAUAUCUAACCAAUUCCUUAAGUUUGCAUAAAAACAUUUUACUCUUUCUUUGUUUUCUUUUCCGGUUGUAUUCAGAGAGUGAAGGAGCUAGUGUGGUAACACUUUUUUUAUUAGCAUUGUGCUAAACUAGUUCCAGCCGAUAGAAAUAUUUCGUUUGGAUGAUUUUUUAAUUUAAAUGAGUUGACCACAAUUAAUGAAGAAAAUGAAGGAUAAGCGCACGUUGGUCAUUAAUUAAAAUUAGGAAGUGGGAACUCACAUGUGUCUUGUGUUUUUAAUUUGGGAGCCCAGAUUGUAUCUAUACUACCCACUAAUUUCCUGUAGACCUUUGUUUGUUUAUAAUCUAUAAGUGUACCACUCAAUAAUAUGGAAUUCCCCUGAACAUAAUGUCAACCUCCCCCUUCCUAUUUGGAAAAUGCGGUGCAUUGGGAAGAGGUGGAGGACCACUAAACACUAAGAAACAACACCACAAAAAAAUUAUAAACCUUAGAAAGGAGGCCACAACCUCACGAGACCGUAAAGAUAAUAAAUCACACCUCAAACUCAUGAAUCAAACCACAAGUCUCAUGAGUCAUGAAACACAAUACAAGUUAGCAGACCACAAUUUUAUACAAGCACACCACAAGUCCUAUAAAGCACACCACAAGUUUAUUGAACCAAACCACUAGUCCAAUAAAGCAUACACCAAAUUUUUAACAGCCCAUCGCAAAUUUAUUAAAGUAUACUACAAGUUUAUAAAAGCACACCACAAAUAUUUUUAAAAUAGACCACAACUCUAAUAACCCACACCACAACCCUCACUUUAAUUAUUACAAGUCAACAACAAGGACUACCUGCGUCCAAAGUCCAAACCAAAGUGACAUUAUCUCUCUUCCUCUCCCGUUUUGCCUCUAUAGCCGCAGCGAGUUGCCGGCGAGGGGAAUGUCCUCGGAAAUUUGCUUCUCUAAUCUUCCUCCUUCCUUCUCUGGAAUCUGUCUUCCAUUAUGCUCUUCUUCUUGGUUGCGAUUAGGGAUAUAUUAACAAAAGCAACAAAAAGGAUAAGCACACAACAUAUUCGCUUCUCGAUAGAUCCAAUUUUUUAUUUUAACGUAACCUCGAAACAUGGUGUACGUGAGUUCAAAGAGACUUGAAGAGGGUGAGCAUGACAGCCUCGAAGUUGGCGAGGCUCUUGUCAGUGCGGAGUCUGCCGCCGACAACGUGAGAGAAGUAGGUACCGACGAUGACGAGGAGGAAGCGGAUAACAACAAGCUGGAGCUGGGGAUUUGUGAAUUGGAACGUGUUGUGAAUCCAUCGGCAGAGGUUGUUUUUUCUUGAGGAGGGACGACGAGAUGGAUCAAACGGCAUUAAGAGAGUUUGAAUUGAGGAUUGAAUUUUGAAGAGGGAGCUUGAUGGGGGAGUGGAAUGAGAUCUGAUGGAAAUUAACUUAGAAUGAAGGGGUCGGCUGUUAUCACUAAUUAGGCCAGGAGAAGGAAGGAGAAAUGAACAGUGAGAGUAGUUACCAAACACCCUAUAGUGUUAGCACUCUAUCCGCUCCCUUUAGAGAGAGUCAUUCAUCUCAAUUUAAUUUACUCCAACAUCUCAUUGUAAAACAUGUCUCAUAAGGGAUAAACAUGCAAAUAUAUGAGAACUAUAUGCCAUAACAAGAUAUUAGACUCUUUUAGAUUGAUCAUAUGAAGAAUUAAUAUCCGUAGAAUUCUCCGUGAAGUUUCUAAACUGGAGGCAGCCAAAGCCUUACAUAUUGGAGUUGAUCAUGUGCAUCACAUGAACAAUGUCCUUAGCAUGCACUCUCAACACACCAUUCUAUCAUUUUGGCCAAGCACAACCAACCCACCACAAUAUUUUUUUUAUGAGUUAUAAAGUAUAUAUGGUUCUCAAACUUCAAGCAUAAAUUAAUUAAUAAAAAUAAAGAGAAAAGUUCAAAUUUUUUUCAUGUUUUACUCUCUAAAGUGGUUUCAAUUAUUAUUAGAAAAUAUAAAGCGCCAGUUGAUAUAAGGGGUCCAGUAAGAUACGGUAGGGUGUACCAUAAUCUCCUGCACAAAUCCUAUCUGAGAUAUCAAUAUGAUCUCUUCCAUUGUUAGCCGUCUCGUUUCUAUUCUCCCUAAUGCUUCCCCCGGCGAUCAGAUUGGCGAUUACCCAAGCUUUCGUAUCCACGGUAAGCUCAUGUGAGCCCUUCCUCCGUCCCUUGAUCUCCUCUCUUUGGCGAAUCAAUUGGUGGAAGCCUUGGUCGAAGCAUGCAGGUGACGGAAAAUCUCCAUGCCAUCACCACCUCCAAGACUUCAUGCAAGUGAAUUUGAUUUGAUACAUACCAAAUUUUCCUUUUUUGAAUUUAGAAACCCAGCUCCAUGUCCCUUCAAAUGCCCUAAAUUCGUGCAUGCAAAACCCCCCAGAUCCAUACCCCUCUAGAUGCUUUAAAUUUGGGCAUGAAAAUUAAACACAGGAGAAGUUACCAUUUGCUCAAACAUCUCCAUCACCUUUCUGUUUACCUGUAAUAAUAAUAAAUCAACUUGUAUCAC
Messenger RNA from Linum trigynum, 3047 nucleotides. The record is from the annotation of a GenBank genome assembly. Lineage: Eukaryota; Viridiplantae; Streptophyta; Magnoliopsida; Malpighiales; Linaceae.